Molecule: messenger RNA, 2095 nt
Organism: Pelodiscus sinensis (Chinese soft-shelled turtle)
Lineage: Eukaryota; Metazoa; Chordata; Testudines; Trionychidae
Source: RefSeq, a predicted model, not a curated record
UCUCGUUAGGGGGCUGAGAGAGAAUUCAGGCUCAUCUACCUGAGCUUGGGGAAGAGCCGUUUGGCAGUUCUCGUCCCUUUGCUCAUCAAUCCCUCGGGUGGGCUCCAUGGAAUUAUGGGACCAACUUUUUCUGGGAAACCAAAGACAGUGCAGACAGGCUGGGAACUUUUCUCUCCUCUCCAGUUCGGUUUCACAGGCAAAGAAUGGGGAUUGGAACCAAGGAACGGGAGCAAUCGCCAGCUGGUGUCAAUCAAAGUUCCCUGGAAACCAAAGGGCCAUAUCUUCCCUCAACAGGGACUAUUCAGAGAUCAAGGAGACUGCAUCAAGGACACAUAGGCUUAGGAUGCUGCACUUAGCAUCCCUUUGGCUGCUUCUUAGUGACCAACAUCAAACACCAGGACUAGUCUGAGCUGUUGGAUCCUCUCGGGGCCGCAUCCCAAGAGCGGCUGGUGCAAUGCAGGAGGUAAAAAAAAGCCUCUACUCUCCCAGAGCAGACUGUAUAGGGUUAACAAAGGAGCAGGCUGUCCCAGGCCAGCUGGGGCUCUGGUGCACCUCGGCUCUGGGCUGUUCUCUGUCACAUGCCUGUGCUACCCAUAAAUAGCUUAUUCUGCAAUAUCCUCCCCAGUGCUCCUCAGCUCUGCCCUGUGGGUAGCCAGGCUCUUUCCGGGGAUGUUGUCACAGCGGGAGAUCCGGGGCAGGCGCUGAUCCCCCUCUGCGGGGUCUGGGUCAGCAAGGGCAGGGCAGGUUGCUCCAGUGGUGAGAUCCGAGCGGGGCUCACAGGCCUGGAGACUGGGCUCAGCUCCUCAGCCCCAAAGGAGAGACAGCCUGACGUGAGACCAUGUUCACAGCCUGAACAAGCCGAGCGUGCUCUCCCAGCUGGAGGGACAGUGCCUCUUUCCUGCCUCCCUCCUGUUUAGUCCUGCAGCUGGCCUGAGAUGGGAAAAUACCAUGGAGGGGCAGGGAACCAGCUGCUGGAUAAUCCAGGGACAGGACAUUAUUCACAGACAGGCAACAGGGGCAGAAUCCUGGCGGUGAAUUGUCUGCUACAACACAGGCUGGGAAACACCCCACAACACCUGGCACGCCACCACUCUGUGAACUUAGGAAGAAAAUGUCCAAUCGAACCAUCGUGACUGAGUUUAUUCUCCGGGGAUUCUCUGAUGUCCGGGAGCUGCAGAUUCUGCACUUUGUGCUGUUCCUGGUGCUUUACCUGACAACCCUACUGGGGAAUCUUCUCAUCUUCUCAGCCAUUGUCCUCGACCAUCGUCUCCACACCCCCAUGUAUUUCUUCCUGAUGAACCUGUCCAUCAUUGACCUCGGCUCCAUCUCUGUCAUCAUCCCCAAAUCUAUGGCCAACUCCCUCCUGAACACUACGGUGAUUUCUUAUUCUGGGUGUGUUGCCCAAGUCUUUCUCUAUUUCAUCUUUGCUACAACUGAUUUUACCUUACUCACUGUCAUGGCCUAUGACCGACACGUCGCCAUCUGCCACCCGCUGCAUUACGAGAGAGUGAUGAACAGGAGAGCCUGUGUCUACAUGGCAGCUAGUGGCUGGAUUGCUGCUAUUGUCAAUUCUGCCGUGCACACCGGGAACACCUUCACGUUACCCUUCUGCCAGUCCAACGUCAUCAACCAUUUCUUCUGUGAAAUCCCCCAGCUCCUCAAGCUGGCCUGCUCCGACUCCUACCUCACUGAAGUUGGGCUUCUUGCCUUUAGUGUGUUUUUAGCUGUGUGUUGCUUUGUUUUUAUCAUUGUGUCGUAUGUUCAGAUCUUCAGAGCGGUGCUGAGAAUCCCCUCGGAGCAGGGUCGGCACAAAGCCUUCUCCACCUGCCUCCCCCACCUUGCUGUGAUCUCCUUGUUACUUUGCACUGGGUUCUUUGCCUACCUGAAACCCACCUCCAGCUCAGCAACAAAUCUAGAUCUCUUGAUGGGUGUUCUCUACUCCGUGGUGUCUCCAAUGAUGAAUCCGGUCAUCUACAGCAUGAGGAACAAAGAGAUCAACACUGCAUUGAAGAAACUUUUUCUGUGUAAGAUUUUCUUUAAGAAUGAACAUGUUAUCAGUCAUUGACCCUGCAUUUCCAUUUUGCAUAUCUUUAUA